Molecule: messenger RNA, 1734 nt
Organism: Anisakis simplex (herring worm)
Lineage: Eukaryota; Metazoa; Nematoda; Chromadorea; Rhabditida; Anisakidae
Source: the annotation of a GenBank genome assembly
CUGAAAACGUACNGUACUGUAUUGUAUUCAGAAGAUGUGCCUAAUCAACUGCUGAUUCACGAAAACAUUGCGAAAAUUGCUUUCAUGGAGGACGAACUUCCUCUUGCCAUUCUGCACAUCAGACACGCAAUUGAACUGAAACAUAAGCAAAAUGAACCAGCAGACAGUCUCUACGAGACACUCGGUGGUCUUUUCGCUCAAAUGGGUGAAGUGGACGCGGCCACAAUCGCAUUUUCAAAGGUCAAUUCGAUCAGUGUGAAUUUUUUGAUGAAUCGUGCGAAAAUUGCAAUCGCUAAGAACCAACUAGCCGAAGCAAUAGGCUAUUGUGAUCAAAUGGAGCGGAUGAGCGCCACUCCAGACGAACGAAUUACAGUGACAUUGAUUCGAUGCAAAUGCCUUCUGAGACAAUCGGAGCCAAACAAAGCUCUACGAAUCCUUAAGUCAACAACUGCGAGAAUUUCCACUGAAGAACCAUCGCCAUUAGUUGUAGGCCUACUAUUUGGCAUACUAAGCGAAUGCAAUCUGGCUAUUGGUCAGUAUCGUAACUCCCGAAAAUGGGCCAAAAAACAACUGAAGAUCGCAAUCGGAUGUUCGUCACGUAGUCUUGAAGCCGAUGCUCUCAGGAAUAUGGCGAGUGUGUAUGAGGCAAUAGAGGAUCCUCGGAAUGCACUAACUUUGUGGAGCAAAUAUGAUGAGUUGAUUCAGAACGAUAACAUCGAAACGCGAUUGAACAGUCUAAAAUGUCUUGCAAAACUGAACGAGAGCUGCAACAAUAUGGAUCAAGCAGAAGAAGUGCUUCAGAAGCGAUUGAGAUUAGCUGAAAGAAUCUCUUCAUCAUCAAUUGCCAUUGAUGCGCAUUCGGAUUUAAUUCGAUUCUAUCGACAACAUAAACGAGAUCAGGAACUUCGACUGAAGCAUUUCGAGGCAAUGCGCAAUUUGUACAAUGAAAAUGGCACGACAGCCAAAGAAGCGGUGAUCCUUGAGGAUAGUGCUGAUUUCUCGUUUGAUCGAGGCGAUUUCAACGAAGCGAUCGACCACUAUGAACAAUGCCUUAUGCUUGUCCAAGAAGACGGCGACGCAUCUCGUGAAGCAGAAAUCUGCGCCAAACUGGGUGAUAGUCACUGGGCAUUGUUUCAUGCAAACGAAGCAAUUGCUUACUAUGAACAAUCUUUAACAGUUCAUCAACAACUUGGCAAUAUUCGAGCAAUGAUGAAAAUUUACUGGAGUAUCGCGAAAAUACAUCUGUCUCGAGAUGCAUAUCAAGAAUGUCAGUCAUGUCUCAGAUGCACAGUAACAUUGGCUGGCUUCAUAGGUGACGAUCACACAAAAUUGGAUGCUCUUUUACAAAUCGGUCGUAUUCUUCUUAAGGAGCGAUUAUUCACAAAAGCAAAGAAAGUGAUUCUAGCUGCACUCACUCUCGCUAAGUUAAAACAACGAAGACGUGAGAUUGGUCUGCUUUAUGGAUAUCUUGCUGAGUGCUAUAUUGGAUUUGGAAAUCAACGCAAUAAACAAAAGGCACUGUUAAAAUUCUGUGAGCAAUUACCGUAUUUCGAUUGUAUUGACGAUACCGAAGGUAAAUGUGAAACGUUACGGCACUUGAUCGAAGAAAAACGACUCAACGGUGACAUUCUAUGGACUCUGAGGUUGAUGCACAAUAGAAUCGCAGUUGCAUCUGAAGGAUCAGUUGAUUUACAAGUUUGUCCAUUAGUUAAAGCAUUUCAUCAAAUUUCUUAG